AUGCCUACUCCCGAUAUCGAACUCCUCACAGCAGCCACUCCCAACGGCCAGAAGAUCUCCAUCUUCCUCGAAGAACUCGGCAUUUCCUACAAGACCACUUCGAUCGACUUAUCCAAAGACGAACAGAAGUCUUCUUCUUUCCUAAGAGUCAAUCCUAACGGUCGCAUCCCUGCCAUCAUAGACCACACCCGCAACUCCUACCCUGUCUUUGAGUCUGGGGCCAUCUUCCUCUACCUUGCCGAGCACUAUGACAAAGACUUCAGAUUCAGCUUCCAGAAUAGUGAUGAGAAGAUGGAAAUGAUGCAAUGGCUUUUCUUCCAAAACGCUGGCGUGGGCCCGAUGCAAGGACAGGCGAACCAUUUCGUGCGAUAUGCACCCGAGAAGAUCGAGUACGGUGUGAAGCGGUACAAGAACGAAACGAAGCGUCUCUACUCUGUGCUCGAAGCGCGACUUCAAGAUAGAGAUUAUCUAGCAGGCAAAGUUCGGGGCAAGUACAGCAUCGCCGAUAUUACAACAUUUACCUGGGUUCGGUGGGCACCGUGGGCGGGUAUUGAGCUGAAGGAGUUUCCGAAGCUGAAAGAGUGGUGUGAGAGGAUUGAGAAGAGGGAUGCUGUGCAGAAGGGCCUUUUGGUGCCGUCGGGCGAAGAUCAGAUUGAGAGACUAAGGAAGGAUCCGAAUGUACAGGAUCCGUUCAAAGAGUGGGUCCAGAAGGGCCAGAAGGAAGUAGCGGAAAAACAUGGGAACUAA
Molecule: messenger RNA, 747 nt
Organism: Alternaria atra
Lineage: Eukaryota; Fungi; Ascomycota; Dothideomycetes; Pleosporales; Pleosporaceae
Exons: 1
Coding region: 1-747 (248 amino acids)
Source: RefSeq, a predicted model, not a curated record